AUGCGCCCUCCACACUGCAACCUGGCCCCGCUGCUGUUCAACUUGUUAUUUGCCGCGAUGCUCAUGGUCGCCGUGGUCGAGUUCGACAAGGACCCCAAGGUGACGGCGGACAUGGUCCAGAUCGGGGCACAAGUGGAGUACACGGGCAAGAAGGGCAGGUCGACGUGGAAGAAGACGACGGUGGUGAUGGACGCGGAGGCCUUGUGGGCCAUGUCCUACGCUGACGACGCGGCCAUCGUCUCGCGCUCGUCCGAGAGUCUCGAGAAGAUGAUGUCGGUCAUCGUGCGCGUGGUCGGCCUGUUCGGACUGAUGGUAUCGGAGCCAAAGACGGAGAUCAUGUGCAUGCUGCCGAAAGGGAUCGAGGAACGCCCGUUCACGGAGCGAUGGCGGGGGGCGUGGGAUACCGGGGCGGGCAAGAGAGCGACUGAGUGUCUCGUCUAUCUAGGAGAGGACCUCGUGGCCUUCAACAUGGGAGCCGAAAACGAAGGGGGGAAAUGGAACGAGAGCGCCAAGGACCCGGAGGUGUGGUACAACAAGGUCGAGGACGGGGCGGCAUGGCUCACGAGGAAAUGGCACAGGCAGGACGCGGAAGAGUCCGCGAAGCGCCAGCGCGCGAGGGAAGCAGAAGCAGAGAGUACGGCCAUUUCAGGACCGAAGAGAAAGAGAGUCGGGGACGCGGCGGUGGGGGGGAAGAAACGGCGACCGGGCACUACUGUAGAAGCGAGUAGGGCGGCCGAGGCAGCACUUGUGGCGAACAAUGUACCCGGCUGA
Ectocarpus sp. CCAP 1310/34 is the source of this 771-nucleotide messenger RNA. NCBI's taxonomy places the organism in Eukaryota, Phaeophyceae, Ectocarpales, Ectocarpaceae. The record is from the annotation of a GenBank genome assembly.